Molecule: messenger RNA, 20656 nt
Organism: Pelobates cultripes (western spadefoot toad)
Lineage: Eukaryota; Metazoa; Chordata; Amphibia; Anura; Pelobatidae
Source: the annotation of a GenBank genome assembly
GCGCCCCCUGUCUGGAAACCCCGUAGCCACGCGCCGCCGUGUUACCGUUGGUCGGAGCUAGUGAGACAAGCGGCAAAGAGCAAGAGAGCAAGCCGCAGAACCAUGAACAGCCAAGGAGGGGACGAGAUCGGGUAAGGAGAGCAGCACUUGGGAGAAACGGGGAGGAGGAGAAGGAGACACUGCGCGGGUCACAUUGGGAAAAAGGGAGGAUGAGGCCUUUUGACCCUGACAGAGUUCUAGGGAGAUUUGAGGCCCGGAAUAUUUGUAACUACCGGAUGUCUGUAAGGCCUCUCUGAACCCUCACACGGGGGGAGGGGUGACUGAUUGGUUGAUUGUCCUGGGGGUUUAGAGGGGAGACUGGCCUGCGAGUGAGACUCCGUGCAGGGUGUAUUUACCAAACUGCGAAUUGGAAACCGAUUUCCAAGUUGCGGAUAAAUUAUUGUGCAUGUUCCAAUGCGGCUCUGUUGGCCUAUAACGUGCCAAGCCGGUUUCAUUUCGCUGUUUAGUGAAUAAGGAAGUAGCGAGGAAUGUACCGCAGCCGGCCGGGCACACUGACCUAUCAUGUUACUCCCCGUGCCCUGCACGCUGGGGUGUGCCCUGACCUUACCUAAACUAACCCCACUGUGAACGGGCACCCAGGCUGCAACACAGGGUGUCCUCUAAACCACGCGGCCCUUAGUAACUAUGUAAACCAAUCAUGCUCCCUGGGACUAGGUUGUGUGUGCAUGUAAUGGAAGCUAUAUGCCAUACACAUAUUGUUUUAAUAUUAUAAUGCCAACUUAUAAUAAUUCCCAGACACAUUUAAUAUUAUAAUGCCAAUUUAUAAUUCCCUGUACCUUCAGCAGCAGCAGGGAUCAGAAUGUCUGCUGAGGUUUGGGCUACAAACCGGUCAAACUGGUUCACUCAUUGUUUAGUAAUUGCUGUACAGAGCACCUGUUUAUUAAUCUGACAAAGCAGGAUGGGUAAGAGCACAUUUGGUGUGCAGUCAGCCCCACAGGGGAUAUUGCAUUGUAGAGGUUGUGUAGAUAAACCCUUUCUUAGCUGAAGGGCUAAAUGGUGUUGAAUCAGUUUUGAACAAGACAAGUUUUUCUCUGUGCCACUACUACAUACGAUGCUUCAGAAUGUUUAGACUUCCUCUAAUCUAAUUUAAAAAAAUCUACACUCCUCUGAAAAAAGUCGUGAAAUUCAUGUAUUUGUACUUGCCCAACAUAUGUUUAUACAGUCAUUGUCAUGCAGAAUUCAAUUAAUAACUAUAUCAGAUGUAGUAGAUUAAGCAGUGUUUAUGAAUGAUGUUCCAAACCAGUGGCACCCGACCUUUUUUGGACCAAGACACACUUCAAUGAGAGAACACUUUUCCAAAGCACACCUAUUUAUUAUUAUUUUUUAAUUAACAUCAUCAGCAGCUUCUAAAUAAAUUUAAAGAACACUUUAUCGUGCUAAUGCUAUCGUACCCUAGUUUAGGUUAAUGGCCCUCACUGCAAGGAUUAACAAGGUGAGUUUACUAAAGCCUUGCAUCAAUGGUCCACAGCACGCCCCUCCACCUUGGUUAAUAUCAAAGCUAUUAUUCAAUCCAAUGCUUUCCCAUAUGCAGCAAAAUCACACACUGCGCAAAUCAUAUGGUCUCUCUGUGAGACCACCUGAUUGAAAUAGCGGAGUUUUACUGUUGUUUUCAGGGUAAGCACCUGUAGUGACUAUCGGUGUGAUUCGAAGUGGGCAUGAUGCCUGGUGUUAGUAUGUGCAGUGUUGAAUAGUUGUUCAUUGUGAUGUUGCACCACUAAUAAAUGUAUUCACACGGUAGCAGGAAGUAACAAUAACAGCAGGGCUCAAAAUUUUCACUCGCAACAAAUUUAGCCCAAGUAGAAAUUCAAUCAUGUACUAUUGCUUGCAGUGGCAAGUAACUUUUAAGGCCUGACUAUUAGCAUAGGACUCACAUGCUCCACUAAAUAUGUCAAAAUCUUACCUUUAUUCCAGUCUGUUGCUUCUGGCUUUGCCCCUGAUCUGCCUGCUUGGCUGACAUCAUCAGAAGUGGUGUUCUGGGCCAAUCAAAAUGCUUUCACAUAGGAGGCAGAUCAGGGACAGAGCCAGCACAAGUCAAACGCAAUAAGCAUCUCCUCUUAGAAAUACAUUGAAUCAAUGCAUCUCUAUGAGAAAAGUUCAAGUUCAGUGUCUCCAUGCAGAGGGUAGAGACACUUAGUGUCAGUGCUGCACAUUAUGCAGCACUAUCCCAAGAAGCGCCUCUAGCAGCCAUAUGAGGGCCAGUGGAGGUAUCCCUAGGCUUCUCUGAAAAUACAGUAUUUUCUGCAAAAAGCCUGAAGGGAAUGAUUAUACUCAUCAGAACAUAUACAAUAAGCUGUAGUUGUUCUGGUGACUAUAUUAACCUUCACCCACUUUGCCUUGUAUUGGGAUCUUUAGAAAGCCUAGUUAACCCCUUAAGGACAGCGUGCGUGCUAUGCCAUCCUUGGGGGCCCGGGUCUAAAUGCCGGCGGGCGGCUUAGCGCGUCCACGCCGGCGAUUCCCCCUGCUGCUGAUCCGGCUCUCCCUGGCCAUGUGAUCGCGAGGUCCUUGCAAGGACCUCAUGAUCACAUGGAUGGAAUAGCCGUCCAUAGCUGUGCCAGCAGGGGGAGUACCUGGAAUGACAGGUAGUCUCCCUGCUGCCUGUAGAAAAGUUGUAAAACAGUGUAAAAUAAUAGAUACUUAGAUCCCAUAUAUAUAUAUAUGAUCUAAGUAUAUAUAACUUACACAUACACUAAGUGCGUUUUAAUAUAUAUAUAUAUAUAUAUAUAUAUUCUCAAAAUACAUGUAGAAUGAUUAUGUGUGUGUGUUAAAAAUUAUUAUUAUGGGGUAUGUCCAGUCUUUUUUAGUAAUCACUUAGUCACAAACUAAAACCAAAGAGAAAGUUACCUGCGCUCUGGCCUAAAUCCCCAUGUACAUUUAAACAAAAUGGAGGCUCUUUAGUUUUAUUCCAAUGGCCAUUUGAAUAUAUAAGCUCACCUGCCACGUCAAGGCAAGCCUCAAUAGGUGAGUUCCUACAUUAGCCAUAAAACAUAUAUAAUCUCAUUAGAGAUGUUUACACUUUGUCUGAGACCAGCAAAGUUUAUUGUAUGUGUAGAAGCCCUAUAAAGGGUUUAUAAAAUACCCCUUCCUGUCUCACUGAGAUUCUUGGCUGAUAUCAGCAUAUCACCUAUUGAGGCUUGCCUUGACGUGGCAGGUGAGCUUAUAUAUUCAAAUGGCCAUUGGAAUAAAACUAAAGAGCCUCCAUUUUGUUUAAAUGUACAUGGGGAUUUAGGCCAGAGCGCAGGUAACGUUCUUUGUUUUUAGUAUGUAUUUUAAGCUGUUGGAUACUAAUCUACUGCUGCUGUAAGCGCUGUGCUUUAGCUUUGUGUUUGUAUAUUUGGUCACAAACACUGGCCAAAAUUGGCAUUUAAAUUUAGUUUUUUGCAUUUUUCACACAAACAAAUAUUAACGUUAACUUUGCCCAGUGUUUUUGGCUACUAAAAAACACUGGACAUACUCCAUUUACCUUGGGUUGUCUAAGAGUUGAAAAUGGUAUGCCAUCAUGGGGGUAAUUCUCAUUCCUGGGCUACCAUACGGUCUCAAAGGCAAUGUAACCAAUCUGGCUAAUUUCAGUGUGAAAAAAAUGUAACAUGCUAUAUUUGACCCUGUAACUUCCCAAAACACCAUAAAACCUGUACAUAGGGGGUACUGUUUUACACGUGAGUCAUCGCUGUAUACAAUACAUAUGUGUAUUUUAUUUCAGUAAAAUUAAACAGUAUUUUGACAUUUACAGUUAAAAUGUCAUGCAGACUUUAAAAAAAAAUAUUUCCUAAUUUCUCACAUUUGUUUAUAUUUUAUUCAUAUUAAAUUAUGUUUCCUAGCUAGAUAUUUGAUGUUAAAUGAAAGCCCCAUUUCUCAUGAAUAAAAUAUUUAAUAAGUGUGGGUGCACUUAAUAUGAAAGAAGUGAAUUGCAAUUGAACAGGCAUAUAGUCAAAUUCCACGUUUUGUUUACAUUUUAUUUUGAUCAAAACGUGUACAUUUGGCGCAGUCCUUAAGGGGUUAAUUAACCCCUUAAGGACAGAGCCAAAUGUUCACGUUGUGAACGAAACAAAAUGUAAACAAAACCUGGCAUUUGCGCUGCAUGUCUGUCCAACCGUAAUUCAACUCUUUCAUAGUAAAUGCACCCACCCUUAUUAUAUAUCAUUUUAUUCAGGGGAAACAGGGCUUUCAUUUAAUAUCAAAUAUUUAGCUAUGAAACAUAAUUUAAUAUGAAAAAAAAUGGGAGAAAAUAAGAUUUAUUUAUUUUUAGUUCUACAUGACAUUUUAACUGUCAGUGUCAUAAUGCGGUUUGCUUUUACUGCAAUAAAAUACACAUAUUUGUAUUCAGCAAAGUCUCACGUGUAAAACAGUACCCCCUAUGUACAGGUUUUAUGGUGUCUUGGAAAGUUAUAGGGUUAAAUAUAGUGCUAGCAAAUGAAAUUCCCUUUACUUUCGGCAUGGGUUGUCAGGCAGGUCCCGCUAAUUGUAAUUAAUUAAGAUACCUAAUUAUGUGUGUGUGUGUGUGUGUAUGUAUAUAUGUAUGUAUGUAUGUAUGUGUGUAUAUAUAUAUAUAUGUGUGUGUGUGUGUGUGUGUGUGUGUAGAAUUAAUGUGUGUGUGUGUGUGUGUAUAUAUAUAUAUAUAUAUAUAUAUAUUUCGUUCUACGUAUAUUUUGAUAUAAAUAUAUAUAUAUUAUCACAAUACAGUUACAACGAAAUAAAACACAUCUAUAUAUUUUUUAAUUAUUUUUUUAAUUUUAUUUUUUAACGUAUUUACAUAUUGCUUUUUUUAUAUUAUAUAUAAAUAUAACAAUAUAUAUAUAUAUAUAUAUAUAUAUAUAUUUAAUCAGUAUCGGUCUACGUGUAAUUUGAUAAUAAAUAUAUAGUAAAAUACACCUAGACAGUGUAUGUCUGUGUGUGUAUGUAUGUAUGUAUAUAUAUAUAUAUUUAUUUUUACACUUUACAUUUUAAAUGAUUUAUUUUAAUUUUAUUUUCAGCCAGCAGGGGCAGCUACCCCCGGCCAUGUGAUUGUGGGGUCCUCGCAAGGACCUCACUCUCACAUGGCCUGGGGGGCUUCCAGGGGGUCGGAUGUGCCGCAGGGGGCUCCCUGGGAGUCCCCCCCACCGCGAUCGCCGGCGACCGGGUAAGUACAGAAAGAACGGAGGACGUACAAGUACGCCCUCAGGUCUUAAGGGGUUAAACAGACAUUACAUUUUUUUUGAAACCCAAAUUAUGUAUAUGAGACUAGAUUAGCUGUAAAUACUGCUGUAGAAUUGGCAUGGUGACCAGUCUCUAUAUUUUAUUAUCAUUUAUCUAGUGCCAAUAAAUUCUGCAGCAUUUCACAGUUCUAGAAAGGUGGUAUCUGACACCAAAUAAUGAACAUAAAAAUAUUGAGAGAGACAAAAGCUAAACAAGCAUUGCUCAAACAAGCUUUACUCUGUGGAGGUAAAGAAAAACAGUAUAUAUACACCUACAUUACCAAAUGCGGUACCAAAACUAGGGGAAAAGAAACACUGAUGUAUAUGUGGGUUUUGAUGUAGAAUGGUGUGAUUGUUUGUUUUUAGCCUGAGUACUGCUGUUUCAUUGUAUGCUAAAAACACUCCUAGCAUUAAUUACUAGUAGAAAAUGUACUUAUCUUAAUGUUAUUUUAUGUAGUUGGACUUAAUUUCAAGCACAAUGUUUAAUUAAAACAAACCUAAAUAGCGGUUUCUCUGUAACAUGGCAUUGCUGCAACCUUAAAAAGUCUUGAACUCUCUAUAAAUGUCUAUUUACUCCUUCUCUUUUUACAGAAAACUGUUUGUUGGUGGUCUUGAUUGGAGUACAACACAGGGUGAGUUAUGGAAAGGUCUCUUAAACUAGAUUUGUUUUUUCCAUUUCCUUUAAUAAAAAGUUCUAAAUAACAAUUAUGGAUAUGUUCUGUAUAUGCAUUAUUAAAUCUUAAAAAAAAGUAUCACCUAGGUUAGAGCAGAAUUUUUUAUUUUUUUGGCAUACAAACAGUCUAGGAUUUAGGUGUAUUCCUAUUCUGCUUAAAGCGGCACGGUCAUGGUCAAAUCCCGUGUUUUUUUUUUUUUUUUUUAACCCCCUCCUGCCUCCACUAUCUCUAAUUUACCCCAAAUGCCCCUAAACCCCCCAUAUUACCUAUUUUUGUAUCUUUAUUUUCUGCCCCAAUCUAUAUUCAGGGCGCCGCCAUCUUUGUGUGGGUAGAUGAAGUCCCUGUGGGACACGUCAUCUGCCCACACUAGAUAGACUGUGAAAUUCCCGCACAUGCCCAGUGAAAUACUUGGACAUGCGAACGGGAAUUUCAUCUAUUCAUUCAUUCGUCAGAAAGCUGAAUGAAUGAAUGGAUAUUUCAGACGAACAAACACCGAAUAUCAGUGUUUGUUCAGUUUAUUACAAGGAGGGAGCUACCGGCACGCAGCUCCCUCCUUGUAAAUGUAAAGAUAGAAGUGGCAGGGAGCACUGCUCCCCACCACUUCCUAAACUCUCCAUGUCCCCCCUCACUCUAUGGGGGUCAAUAUGACCCCCAUAAUAGCAUAAGGAAUAUUAAAAUCUCCCCAGAGUAGGGGCAUGUAUACUAAACAGUGAGCAGCCUGUGGCUCCUCGCUGUUUAAAAAAAGAAAACUACUAUCCUAAAAAAACAAUAAGGGGGACCUACUGUCCUCCCACCCCUGAGCGGUGGGUGGGUGCCCUAAAAACGUUAAGGGGGGAGGGGGACCUACUGUCCUCCCCCCUGGCCACCACCCCUGAGCAGUGGGUGGGGGCCCUAAAAACAAUAAGGGGGACCUACUGUCCUCCCACCCCUGAGCGGUGGGUGGGUGCCCUAAAAACGUUAAGGGGGGAGGGGGACCUACUGUCCUCCCCCCUGGCCACCACCCCUGAGCAGCGGAUGGGGGCCCUAAAUAAAAAUUCCCCUCCCCAAUCAAGGUGACUAGGGGUACCAAGCCCCUAGUCACCCCCCUCACCCUAAAAAUAGUGAGGGGGGAAUAAAAUAACUAACCUGUAAAUAAAAAUUAAACUUACCAUUUGACGUCUAAUUUUUUUCUAAAUUCUUCAUUUUUCAGCCCCAGAAAAAGCCAAAUAAAAAGCCGUCAUACCCGUGGAACUUAAAAUAAAAUUAAAAACCCGAGCGCCAAAAAAAAUCCAGACGAAAAAGAAAAAACCUGACGCUAAAAAAAGUAAUCCAUCUUCACCCAUGGAGGGCUCCGCGCAGACUGAGCUACUCAGGGCGGGGGAAGGCUUUUGCCCCGCCCUGCAAUUAGUUUAAGAACACUCUGAUUGGUUGGUUUAAGCCAAUCAGAGUGCUCUUUGUCAUUUUAUACCGCUUCUUUUCUUUUUUUUUUUUUUAAGGCCCCCUCCCCCCCCAAUAGGCUGCUCACUGUUUAAUAGACAUGCACCUGCUCGCUGUAUAGCGAGUAGGAGCAGAAUUUACUAAUACUAAGUAAUCUUUACUUAGUAUUAGUAAAGUUGGCUGAAAGACCCAUUUAGGUCUUUCAGCAUUUUAGUACAUAGCGCCCUAAUACUGUGGGAAUUAGGGAGUUAUCUACUAAGCGGCUGCAAGAUGCAGCCACAGCACAAAUAGGAUCGGAGUUUCAUGAAAUUGUGAUCCGAGCAAAGUCCCGUAUUGCAUCCUAUCACGAAUGGAGGAACUGUUCUCAUUCUGUUAGGAUGCAAUUCGGCAGUUUUGUCGCCGUUGUGUCUAAGUGACAGGACGUUCGGGAAUACUGACAGGAAGCAUCGUGGGAACAGGGAGGAAAGCUAAGGAUCAUGGGAAAAUUGCUCUGACCAGCGGAAAUGAAGCACACUUUGCUCCUCCGCUGGUCAAGAGGAGGAAACCUCCAUAAGGAAAAGAAUCCCUACUUUGUCUUAUGAUUUUAAAGAAAACUAAAGAAGACAGGAAGAAAAGAACAGGUCCUGAGAGAGGGGGAGAAGAUGAAGAGAUUGAGGAAAGGUAAGUUCGGCAUGACAGUGCCGCUUUAUCUACUUGAUAGUUGGUGUGCUUUGAGGACUGGUUAAGGAUCCACUCUAUUAUUGUGUAUACCACAUUAUCAGGAUUCAAAUUAGAAUCUUAAUUUCAUUACACAGCUUAUGUCACUUAUCUAGGAACUUGUGGUACCAGCAGGUAAAUUAAAUUCCUUUUUAUUUGUGAAUUCUGCCAGUUGAUCUGAUCUACAUAAUGUGUUUCACAGUCGUCAGGCCAAGGGUUUUAGAUCCUUUUUAUCAUCUAUGUGGAAGUUGCUUUAAAUAAAACCUUUUUCAAAAAAGCAAUUGUUUUUGUCUUAUGUCUGCACAUCUCUUUGUUUAGAAAGAAUGUAGUAAGAAGUUCCAUUUAAACCUUGUAUGAGAUGUUAUAAUCUUGGGUUAGAAAUACCAGGUUCAUUCAUUUAGUUUUUCCUUCUACAGAAACCCUACGUAAUUAUUUCUCUCAAUAUGGUGAAGUUGUAGAUUGCGUGAUAAUGAAAGAUAAAACCACAAAUCAGUCAAGAGGCUUUGGUUUUGUCAAAUUCAAAGAUCCCAACUGCGUAGGAACUGUGCUGGCCAGCAGACCUCAUACAUUGGAUGGUAGGAAUGUAAGUAUUUAAUGUCAGAUGUUUGUUUUGUGUGUUCUAUGUGCAGUAGAGGUUAUGCUGCAAACAAUCAUGUAUUCUCUAAAAGGGCAACUGCCACUUUCUAACUUUUACUUAGUGACAAUUCACCUUCCCUAACUCCAAUAAGUGCUGUUGAAGAGUUACUGGGGUGAGGAGUGCAGCAGAGGUAAGCAUAUAACAAAUUUAUGUCAGACACACGUAUGCGUGCAAAAACUGUCAUCUUCCCAUGAUGCAUGCUCACAUGUGGUUGUAGUGCUACAUGAACACGUGUACUUGGGCAUACUUUCCAUGGCGCUGAACACAUGCAUGUGCUUUCAUGCACAGCACCAUAUGGGUCAUAAUAGGCUGCAGUGUAUGUUGGCUCUGCAGUGACCAAUUGGUAUUUAAAGAGCUAUACUAGGUUCUGAACUUGUGUUGCAACUUUAAAAAUUCAGCUGAAUAAAUAGAGAAACCCCAGUCAGUGCAGAUAUAGUUAAAACAAAAUGCCUUUAUUUCUUGAUCUAAAAGUUUUUGUUUGAGCUGUACAGCAGGAAUAGAUUCUUGCGAGUUUCGUGCAAGGGAAUGAAUACCCAACAUAAUUAGACUGUGAACAUCAGAUUAUACAAAGUGCAUAUUUAGUUAGGACAGUAAAGGGGAAAAGACAAGUGACUAAAUGAUGUAAGCAAUAACAACCUUGCGUUUAUAUAUUACUUCAUUUACAAAAAAAGUCUAUAAUAUACAUGUUAAAUGAAAAUGUCUUCGUUUCUCACUUGUAAUUGGCAUACACUUCCUUAAAUUCUAAUCUCUUGUAAUAGAUAUAUUAUUUACACUGUAGAAAUUCAAACUUAACCUUGUAACAUGCUGGCAGUUAUUGAAACUUAAUAAAGAAGACCACAAUGGGCAACUAAAUUCUACGUCUAAAAAGUGUUCACAGUUUCAUACAAACUAGAUUGUGUCUCUCUCUGUUAUAGCUGGCUAACCAUUUUACAGCCACUUGCAAAAAGCAACAUAAGCAAAGUGGCUCAAGUAAACGCUAUUCUUGUCUUAGAAGAGUUUGUAAGCCUGUAAUAAGCAAAUUAACACUAUGGUGCAGUGAAAUGGACACUCUUGUACCAGGGUUAGUUGCAUGCCCAUGGCAGGCUUAUUUUAUAAAUGUGCUGAUUUCAAGUGAAAUAGGCACUUUUAUAAAUUUCCUUUUGAAACACCACCUGGUUUCCUGUCUCACUCGCUUUAAACUGUAGUUCAAGGCAAAAGGGACUGUUUCUCUAUAAACAUCUGAUAGGACACAAGCAUUCAGUAAUGAUGACUUCAUGGAAGGCAGUGAAGAGACUCCCUGCGCUGGAUAAAGAUUUCAAUUGAUUUUAACCCAAUCAGUGCCAAAAUGGACCACUUCUCAGGUGGUCAGGAAAUGAGAUGAUACUUCUGAAACAGCAAUGAGCAUAUCCGCAUAAUGCAGAGCGUUAAACAACAUUCAACUGUUCAAGAGUUACAUUAUAUAUUUAACUCUCCACAUUGUUCAAUCAUGAAGAUACCUAAAUAAACUUCUGUGCAGCCUUACAGAAUUUGCAGCCUCUUAUUUUCUUUCUUUUUAUUUUAUUUUUUCCUAUUGUCCCCUUUACACAAAUUAAGACAGGUAAGGCCACAGCGCAAACUUUCCUACGGUUUCCUUUUGGGUUCUGCAAGCACAGUAUGUUCAAUGGACAACUAUGUAUCUCUAUCCAACCAAUUAUGUUAUCAGUUGGGAUUGUAGCUACAGCAUUUUUGAUUGUUUUAAAUUUCAAAUGUUAAUAACAAAUUACCACUUCUUUGGCCAUAACCUAGGUUUCUGAUGUUUCAUUUGUCCAUUAAUAAUUGUAAUAGAGCCAUAUUAUGUAUUACAGAUUGAUCCAAAGCCUUGUACACCUCGAGGAAUGCAACCUGAGCGGUCUCGACCAAGAGAAGGCUGGGUAAGCAAUUAAAGUGAGGGUACAGAACAUGGUUUUGAGAGUUGUGUGGAUAGUAAGUGAAAGGGAACUGAUGGGUGUUAUUAGUGUAUAGUGGGAUCUACAAUGAGGGUUAUUUAUUAGUUCUCUGUUUUAGAAAAAAUUAUGCAAAACUGUUAAAGGGAGUAAUCCCCAAUGGAAUGUGCCUGUUUGUCACGCUGAUUCUAACAGUAAUUGUCCCACUUUCAGUACUUUAAACUAUUUUUUGAAUAGAACACUUUGAUACAUAACCCCCAGUGUACAAUUAUAUUGUAAUGGAGAGUGAAUGAAACUGAAGAAAGUGAUUCAUGCUUCAUUAUCAUGUUUAUCUUUAUAGCAGCAAAAAGAAUCCAGGACUGAAAGUAGUAAAUCAAACAAGAUUUUUGUGGGAGGAAUCCCACAUAACUGUGGGGAAGCUGAACUGAGGGACUACUUCAAACGAUUUGGAGUGGUAAGUUAAUUCAUUAACCUGUUUACUUAUGCUGAAAAUUCUUACUUUCUCAUUUAGAGUUGGGUUACUUGCAGUCACUACUAUUUACAGAUUAGUUAAAGGAGCACUAUAUGGUCAGGAACGCAAACAUGUAUUCCUGACCCUAUAUGGUUAAAACCACCACCCUGGUCCCCUCAUCCCUCCCUAAAUAUAGUAAAUAUUACUUGUAUUUAAGCCUGAAGCUGCUGGCUGUGUCAUUGUUUCCUUUUGACCUGUCUACAGACAUCAACAGAAGUGGUAGCUUGAUCCAGUCACAAUGCUUCCCCAUAGGAUUGGCUUAGACCGACAAAGGCAGAUCAGGGGCAGAGCCAGCAUGAUUCAAAAACAGCCCUGGUCAAUUAGCAUCUCCUCAUAGAGAUGAAUUGAAUCAAUGCAUCUCUAUGAGGAAAGUUCAGUGUCUGCAUGCAGACGGAGGAGACACUGAAUGUUUGGAUGCAUUUUAGGCAGCCAUGACCCAGGAAGGAUCUCUAACAGCCAUCUGAGGAGUGGCCAGUGAAGUUAUCACUAGGCUGUAAUGUAAACCCUGCAUUUUCUCUGAAAAGACAGAGUUUACAGCAAAAGGCCUGAAGGUAAUGAUUCUACUCACCAGAACAAAUUCAAUAAGCUGUAGUUGUUCUGGUGACUAUAGUGUCCUUUUAACUAUAUAUUGGUCCACGGACACCACAUAGCCCUUUUAUUUCAUUUUACACUGGAUGUCUCUGAAGAUUGAAAGCCUGUAUGUCCUUAAUUAUGUUACAGGUUACCGAGGUUGUCAUGAUCUAUGAUGCUGAAAAACAGAGGCCAAGAGGUAAAUAAAAGCUGAUCCAUCAUGCUUUUAAAUUUCUAUAAUCUUUUCUCUAUUUAGAUGGCAAACAAUUUUCAGUUGACAAAAUGCUCUGUACAUUACCUGUCUGCAUGUUCCCAGGGGCAUAUUCUGUACUCCAUUCUGUGCUGGAGAGGUUUUAGGACUCUGUUCAAACUAUGACCGGACUUACAUUCAGUUAAAAACCUCUAAAAUGUAUCUCCAAAAUAUUUCAUAUACACCCAAGCUGUGACUUGUGUGUCAAUCAUUUUACAUUAUUCAUGAAAAGUCCCUGUCUCCCCCCCCCCAAGCUGCUAUCACUGCCUUUUCUUUUGUUAUUUAGUUACACUUGGGUUUGACCUUUUUAAAAGAGUAUCAAGUACACCAAUUAGGAUCCUGUGAGUAUAAGCAGGAUAGGGUGAGCUUGAUGUCUUCAUUUUAUUUAUUUAUUUUCCAUUUUGAUUUAAUAUAGUUCAGUUGUUUUCUUGCAAGUCUAGGACACAUGCUGGUUGUUGCAGGCCUCAAAACAUCCAUUGCCUGUUUCAUAUGUGUCAAAAUUGUUUGCCAUUUGAAUGUUUUCUUGUUCAUUUCAUCAUUAAGAUACAUGUAUAGUAGAUAUUGCCCUUUGUAUUUUAAGCUAAGUUAUAAUUUGUUUUCAUUGUUACAUUUCUAGUUAUGUAUUUAAGUUAAAGUAUUGUUAAGUUGUUUUGUUUGAUUGUGAUUAAUGUUCUCUCUAGCUUUCUCUUCUAUAGGUGUUUAAGCUCUAUCACUCAGGUACAGGCCAGUGCACAGUUGAAUAAGGGUUGGGGUUUUGUCAAGAGGGUGUAAAUGAAGUUUCAGUAUUUAAGUCCCAUUAUAGGUAUGUUAUUUGUAGGAGCAUAUGUUUUGAUACUCAUUGCAACCCUUUUAAGGAGUUUAAUGCAAUCCAUGCACUUGAGCAGCGUAAAGAAAUCCACACUAUUGGUGCAUGUUUGAAUAAAGUAUUACUGUUUAGAAGGACAACACACAAUUUGUGACUGCCAUUUGAAGUCUCUCCUAAAAAAAUGCCUACCUACUAAGAAGUUAUGUAGACCAAUUAACUUAUAGAAUGUGUAUUUUAAGAACUGUCUCUCUCUCUAUUAUUUUGUUCCUUUUUUUUUUUUUUCUGCUUACUUAAAUAUAACAGUGUAACAUGAGUAGGCUGGUGAUGGUAAUUUAGCCUUUGGUCAAGAUUUGCUGCAGUUUUCACUGACAUAUCCUCUUUUCAAUUAACAACUAAUGUUUAAUCUCGGCUCUAAAAAGGAUUCCAAUACCAUAGUCUUGAAACUUUAUUUACACUUUGCAGAUUAGUCUGGGUAACUUGAACAUUUUUUUUUAUUCUCUUGCUUUAAUUUUUUUUUUUAAUGUGCUAUACAUUAACUUGGCCUGUAUCUUUGUGUAUUCAUAUAGCUUUGUUUCCAACAUAGACUUUGGGCUUCUCCAACCCAGUUUGGGAAAGCUCUAAGAGUCUUUUUUAGAUAUUGUAUAUAUGUUUUAACGCUUUAGAUCAAUAUAUGGCUGCUGUCAGCACUAGCUGCAAAGCAAAAUGCUAACCAAGAGGGAAGCUGCAAACCCUGCAGUGUUGUUCAUCACUGGGUCAGAGAUACUCAGAAUAAAAACAAUAACUUUACCCUGUAUAUUGCCAUUCCAUGUUGCAUCUAAAGACCAAUAGUAAUUUAUUUGGUUAGAGCAAUUAUACGGCCUCAAUAUUAUCUGGAAUUUCAUUGCCUCCCCAUACAGUGGGUAUUUCUGCCAAACAAUAUGGUGUUGAACAUAAAUGGGUUUGCUGCUGAGCUUUUGGUUCUGCUCCUAAUACUGUUCAUCAUCCUGUUUUGUGUCACAACACCCUGCUACCUUGAUUCACUCUUCGUCGUUGGCUAGGUUUUGGAUUUAUAACUUUCGAGGACGAACAAUCAGUGGACCAGGCUGUCAACAUGCAUUUUCACGACAUCAUGGGCAAAAAAGUGUGUAGUUGUAGUUUUAUUUUACCUUAAGCUGGAACCAAGCCUUAGGCAACAUUCAAUGUCCUUGGUGAAUGACUAAUGGAGUAAGGUAACUUUAGUUGGCAGUUUAGGGAAUAGGGUUUAUUUUUAUUUAUUUUUUUUAACCAAGAAACAGAUUUCGCUUAAAAUAAAUGUUUGGUGUUCGCGUGUUAAAGGACAAAUUUCACCUCAACUAUUUUUUAAUAUGAUCCUUUUAUCAAGCAUCAGAAAAAUAAAUAUUUCCUUUCAAUACUUUGAAAAAUAUUUUUGAGGUGAUUGUCUUUUAACUCCAUGGGGUUCUCCAUCAUUGUGAUGUUGCAACCCUAAGGAAGUAUAGAUUUUUUUAUUUUUUUUUAUUCUCGUCACGGACAUCUCUGUUGCCUGAGGUUUGGUUUGACACCUUUCCUUCUGAUGUCAAGUGUACUCCAAAUUUCAUUGAAUGAUAUCUGGCUGCAGAAACUGCUAGAUUUACUAUUGCUAUCUUGUUAUCCUGCAGAAGACCUCAAGAAGGACUGGUUGUUGUAAUUGUUUCAUUAUUGGGUCACUUACUGUAUAUUGUUUGAUACAAAAGCCAUGUUCUCAAUAGUUUAACCAUUCUGCAGUAAAGUGAUCUGUUCAUACUGUGUUGUUUGGUCUGUCGGCAAUAGCUGUUUCAUCUGUCUCUUUGGGGAGACCUCUAAACUGGAACUACUACAACCUCAAGGGAAACAAGAUUACAUUUGCCAUAGUUCUUCCAGUGGGAGUAUCACCUUGGCAACAACUGUGGAGCUCAGGUGGCUUCCAUAUGGAGCUGCAGCAAUAUAUUUUACUCUACAAUACUUUAAUGCUGUGCUAAAAAUAUAUAUAUAUAUAUUGUUUAUUUUUAUCUAGUUAACACAAUAUAUAUGAACAUGCUGGAAGUGGUUUUAAAUCACUGUAUUGUGUGUCCUGAAUUAUCCAAUUUUUAGAUUGUAAUUGUACGGCACACUUUUCAAGUUUGUGUUCAUAGACAAACCGUGUCUAUUUAAUUUUUUUAAAUUUAAUUUGCUUAGCAAAUUCUACUAGCUGAUGUCCAGUGUAGGAAGCACAUUCGUGAAAAAGACUAGGCACAGUUAAAGUAGGUUACCCAGCUCAGAUUACACGCAGAGUAGAGUAACUUGGUGAUUUUUAAAGUGUAAUAUGACUAGACAACAGAGUAUGAAGAAUAUGCUUCCUAUUGACCAAACUGUCCAUUUUGUAUUACUUGCAUGUUUUGUUUACUUUUUUGUUAGAUUUAGUGUAAGAUUCUCUUUCCACAUCCAUUCCCUCUGACAUUAUUUGCGAGUUAAUUAAAUUGAGAUUCUUAAAGCGUUAGCCUGGGGAAGGUAAGUCCUUAUCUUCCAUUAGAUAUUUCUAAAGUCAAACAAAUAUUUCCCUGACAGUGAAUCCAGUCUUUCUCUACUGUGUGUUUAUUUGAGUGGAGUCAAGGUUACUAUCCUUGCAGACCGAUAAAGCACUUAUACCCCUCUCAAUGCUUCACUCAAGAGUCUGGUCCAGUAACCCAUAAAAGGAAUGCCCCUAGUAUCCACGGGACAGAGUAUUGUCCUUCAUUACUGUGAUUAAAAUAGCACUUUUACUCCUACAACUUACUUUCAAUUAAAGGUUAUUGCUCUAUGGCCAACAACAUAUUCUUUCUGAGUUGUCGUUCACUGACCCACAUAAAGUCAUUAAUUUAAAUAAUUAGACUUAAGUUAUAAAGUGCUAAGUUUAGUUGUAAGCUUAAUUUGGGGUGUAGUGGGAGGGAAGGGGGCAGUAACCAGUGGACUUCCCACUGAUCAGUUUCUGUCUUUUUUUAGGUUGAAGUGAAACGGGCUGAACCUCGGGAUAGUAAAAGCCAAAGUCCAGGAUCUAGUCAGUGGACUGGCAGGGCCAUGCAGAGCACAGCCAAUGGAUGGACGGGACAAGCUCCUCCUUGGCAGCAAGGAUACAGCCCACAAGGUGAGUAUACCAAUGUCCUAUAUCUGUUGAUAUAGUGACCAUCUGCAUUAUAGCAUUAGUGGUUCAGGCUUGUUGUGACUUCUGUACAUACUGUUGAUGGUCAAUUAUUUAUAAUUUUUGCACACACAAAAAAUUUAGAAAAAUGCUGCACCAUAAGCCUGUCUGCUUAACCACACCCUUUAUGCCAGAAACUGUUAUUUAUAUCCUUAAAAAGUUACUCCAAGUAUUACGAUCAAGCCAAUAAUUUGAAGUUUUCAUGGUGCCUGGAGUCUGUAUCUGCAGCUUUUCGCUAUGAAACUCUGCGCACACACAGAGAUUAAUCACUCUGCUGCUGGUGGUGUAACUUGACCUCCGUUUGCAUUAUCAGACAGCACAGAAAAAGUUACAGCUAGCUAACGUCAAUGUCCGUUCUAAGCAAAUAUGGUGCACAUAUGUUGGUUGAUUAACGGAGAGCAGUAAACUGACUCUCUCAGCUAAUCAGUGAGUAGCAAGAUCGACAACCGGUUUCUGCAGCUGUGCAAAAGCUGGGUGUUGUAAAUCCACCUACAAAGAGGAUCAGGACCUGGAGUACCCAGACUCCCAUUACCAGGGUAUCGUAUUCAAUGCAGCGAGCUGUAGUGCUUAUAAUGGUUCGAAAAACCCCUAGUGGCUGUCCUCCUUUGUUUUGGGAGGCUUAAAAUGGAUUAACCGGUCAUUCUCAGUCACAGAUACAUUGGUUUCAUAUUUAACUUAUUAAGAUGAGCUGUGCUUUAUUUUAUGGCAUUGCUAUAUUUGUAAAACUUUUAAUGCAAGCUUACCUAAUGAAAAUAAAAUCUCUUUAUAUGUUUUUUGACUUGAGCUUAACCUGUAACCUUCUGUUUUAUUUUUAUUUAGGUAUGUGGAUGCCAACAGGACAAACUAUUGGUAAGCAAUCUCCCAUCAGUAUUUGUGUUGUCUUUGUUACUCGGGGUUGCUUCACUUCAUCCUUUCCAUUCUUUUGGUUCUUCCUAAUGCAGUCUUCUCCACAGGCGGGUACGGGCCUCCUGCAGGCCGGGGUGCUCCUCCUCCACCAACACCCUUUACCCCUUUUCUAGUGUCUCCACCUCCAGGAGGUUUCCCCCCAACACAGGGUUUCACGACGGGAUAUGCAACACCACCCCCAUUUGGUAAGUGUUGUUGUUGAGGCAGUCCUAUGUGUUUUUUGUAUAUCAGGAUCAGAUACUCCUAUCUGCAUGUUAUCUCCCAUCCAUCCUUAUGCAAACUUUGCUGUAUAUUGCAGGCUAUGGUUAUGGGCCGCACCCUCCUGAUCAUUUCGUCCCUUCAGGAGUACCACCUCCUCCUGGUACCCCAGGAGCAGCGCCAUUAGCGUUCCCUCCCCCAGGGCAGUCAGCUCAGGAUCUUAGCAAACCCCCGGGCGGUCAGCAAGACUUUGCCUUUAACCAAUUUGGUAAGUGUUGUCCUUAUGUACCACUUAGUCCCUGUUCAUUUGUCACUUGGGAUGUAAGGGGUGGGGGGAGAGAUUGAUAAUUAAAAAGUUGUCCUACCAGACUAAAGAGGCUGUGAGGGACCACAUAAGAAUAGUCUUCUAGGUUCUGUGGAAGUACGAGCUGCUUUGCUGUCCCUUACUAUUCGUAAAUAAUCCCAAAUGUACCAGGUGCUGUGCAGUACUUUAAAUUUGGGCCACCAAUCUCCACAUCUAACCCUGCCAAGCACCGAACCUCUUGUUUGGCUGGUUGAGAAAAAAAAAAAAGGUUGGGGUUGUAGUGCAUGCCUAAACCCAUCCUACAUAAAAAGCCUGAAGAAAUCACUCUUUCCAGGAAAUGCCUGCUUUGUGAAAUUGUCCGAGUGGAUUUGAGCUCUCUGUGAAGGCCAAAAAAGGUAAGAGAUGGUAGGUAGAGUUAGAUCAUCCUUCCUAAUGCUGAAGGCCUUUGGGGAGCAUGUGAAUUUGGAAAUCAGCCUGAACAUCGACAGAAGUGAUAAAGGCGAGUUUUGAGCAUUUGCAUUUUAGUGUUUUACACAGACAGUCCUACAAUAUAUGCAUUACAAGGUCCUUAAAGAGUCUGCUGAAGUAAGCAGACGUUUAAUCAUCAUCCAAUGGCUGCUAUAGUGGAUGUUGCAUUAAACUUGCAGGGGACAACAGAUUGUGAUUCUUCAGACUUAUAAUAAGACAGCUGUCAUCUGGCUGACUAGGGAUGAUUGAAACCACAUAACUUGGUCUCUCGCAAUUAUUACCCUGUAUUGGUAUCUCCUGUUCCUCUUCCCCUUCCUAUAAAACUCUGGGCAGAGAUUUAGAAUUUGCGUCAAGGAAGAUGUUUGUUCUCCUAUGACUGGGUAGGCAACAUUUGUCACUCCAGGUAUUGUGGGCUACAACUCCCAUAAUGCAUGUGUAGCCAUAAUGCUGUAAAGCAUCACUCAACAUCUGUAGUUCCCAAAGUUGCCUUCCCCUGUCCUCUGAAAAUGUUAUGAAAUGUAUCUUUGUACCCUUCCUGUUUAAUACAUGCAAGAUUGCCUCAGGGUCUAGAGUAAAAAAUGUUCAAGCAUCUGUUGAGGCAAUGGAGAUAUGCAUGAACUGUUGGUCAGAUGGGGAGGGGAUAAUAUUAAUACAGUGGUGUUGAAUUGCAGAGCCUCUGCUGUUGUACUACAACUCCCAUAAUUUCCUGUCAUUGGACUGCACACAUUCCCAGGCUAAUCUUCCUGUUCCUUCUCAGUCCUUACACUGACUUGUCUGUCUAAUCUAUCCUUCAAAUCUAUCUAUCUUCUCUAUCUAUCCUCAUUAUUAAACUAGUGUAUAUUCCAUCUAUGCCCCUUUGUACUAUAUCAGAUCUGAGUCUAUUCUCUGCUAAUACUUGCACCUCCACCUCUCACAUUAAGGAAUUCUAUAGGGUUGCACCAUUGUUAUGGUAUUGCCCUUCCUGUUCCCUUAGACUCCCCCCAAUCUCUAAUCCUUGUAUAAAAAUAAAUUCCUAAAAACUCACUUAUUCAAGAAGGCAUAUCAAUUAAACUGUUAACAUUCCCUUUCCCACCCCACACCUUAUUAGCUGCAUUCAUUUUUUCCAAUGUUCCGUGUAAAAAUUAAGAUCUAUUUUUAUUGUAAACUCUGCUGAAAUUAUAAACUUGUUUGAAAAGACUCACAGCUUUUGGUUCCUGUAUUACAGCUUGUCUUGCAUCUACUUGUUUGUUAGUCCACCUGUUAAACAGCUCUGUAGAAUAUGUUUGUUGGCCCUUUAUAAAUAAAAAUUAUGAUGGGGGUUGAAAUUCAACAAAGUGUGUGUGUGUGUGUGUGUACGAUUAGACAUGCCUUAAUAUGUAAAAUGUUUACAAAGUUUAUUUUAAUAACCAAGACAUUAUGUAUGCAAGGUAAGCCAAAAGUUAAACACCCAAAAUACCUGGGAGAUGUUCACUGAUGGAAUUUCACCGUUAUUUCUUACCAUUAUUUAUUAAAUAGCCUACCUAGAGAAUUCUACUGUUUGACUAUUUUGGCCUUAAACUCACUUUGAAUUCUCACCUUAGUGAAUAACCCUGCCUAUAUUACAGGUAUGUGUGUGUGUUACUGACUUUUGACUCCAUCUGCAUAUGGGUUUAUUUACUUGUUUGUAGAUUUACAGUUAUACCCAUGGAGCUUGUAGUGAUCUCCUUUUAAGUAUUGUUUAAUAUUAGUAUGCAAUGCAAACUCAAAGGCUUACAGUUGCCAUCAUCUUUAGUCAGUUAAUGUUGGUGGUAAUAUUAGCACCACAAUAACUGACCAGCACUGAGCUGAUAAAGUUUGUUUGUAGUUUUUCAUUGUGCAUAGUGUAGUCUUUUUCAUUGCUUUAAGACUUGUUCAUUGUGGUUUUGUUUUCUUAUUGUAGGUUAUGGGCAAGAUAUGAGUGGGUUUGGACAGAGUUUCUCUGAUCUGAGUCAGCAGCCCCAAUCUUACACAUCAGGAUCCUCAGUAUCGGGAGGCCCUCCUACUGGGGCAAGUGGCUUGGGACGAGGGCAGAAUCACAAUGUGCAAGGUUUCCACCCCUACAGGCGUUAACAUCAGGAAAACGAAUGCACAGUGGAGAUUAUUUGACACAUCCACCUCUGAACUUGUGACAAUCACCUGGUGAAGACCUGCUAAAGACUUGUGGAGGCUCUAUAUUUGAAGGAGAAGCUGUGGGUGUUUGGACUAAAGUUUUUACAUCUUUUGACCCAUCAGCACAAAUAAGGCCAAUGAGUCACUAGUUCCAAACAGGGUUUGAAGACAUCUGCAGCUUUAAUGGAACUCUUCAGGUUUUUUUUUUUUUUGUUUUUUUUGUUUUUUUUUUUUCUUUCUUUCUUUCUUUCUUUUUUUUUGUUUUUUUUGAGAGGGGGUAUUUUUCUGAGCCUUUGUUUUAUCAUAUAUUGUAAACUUUUAUGUUUAAAGAUAUAAAAUAUAUACAUUUACAGAUUGUGAAUUUUUAAAAGAAAUGAAUUUUCUACUAUGUAUGCAAGUUUACUUUUUAAUUUAAUUGCAGGGUUUCCGGUGACACUGGAGUUCAGAUAAAUUUUAACUCCUUGCUUAAGAAUUAUUUUUUAUUAUUGUUAUUAUUUUGGGGGGUGGGUGCAAUUAGCACCUUAAUAUUGCCCACUGACUUCCUACUGAGUGUUCUUGAUAUUAAUACUUGACAUAAUGCAGAAAGCGGGAAACAGCCACCUGCUCCACAGUCACCAAUGCAAAGACUUGAUUUGUGCCCCACACCUGCCACAUCCUGUUAGCAGAUUUUCCGGGGUAAAGAAGCCGUCUCUAGAUGUAGAUUCUCAGGCUGAAGGUGUACAGUGCAUUUUGCACUAAAUGGUAAAUACCUCCUGGUUUGAAUAAAGAAAACAAAAAUACAUUGGAUUGUCAUUUGUGGCUGUGUUUAUUGUGGGAGUAUGGUUGGAGUCCAUUAUUA